This is a messenger RNA of Durio zibethinus, 3554 nucleotides long. The record is from RefSeq and is a predicted model, not a curated record. NCBI's taxonomy places the organism in Eukaryota, Viridiplantae, Streptophyta, Magnoliopsida, Malvales, Malvaceae.
AAACAAAACACUUGACAAGUAUGGAUUGAAUCCUCACAUUUUCCUGUUUCUGCAGACAUUGAUUAAUAAAUGAAAACGUCAUGAUUUUGGUGCAAUGUCAGGGGAAAGUAAAAAUAAAAGGGUGGAAAGAAAUAAAAAACGUUCCACAAUCAGGCAUUUGAUCGGAGUAGAUUCCUUGUUACCAAGUCAUUGCUCAGCCACAAGUUUCUAUUCGAUUCCCCGAGACAUUCAUAGCUGGAGCUAUAUCAUUUUUUGUUCUAUUCUGGUGAUGUCUUGUCAGGUUCUUUCAGAGAUUACAAUGUAAAAACCAAAUUGAUGCUUUAUAGAAACAAAAUAUAGAUUUGGAUGGAAGUUUCUUUCUUUGGACUAUUUCAUGGUGAUGACAAAAUCAUUCAACUCUUGUUCUUGGUUCAACCUAUAAGGUUUGGCUGUUUUUCAACAUCCAAGGCCUAUAAAUGCUCUUCCAACACAACUUUUCAAUUCCCUAGCGAUGGAUACCGUGAUUGGAGUCCUUGCUGAAACUGGUAUAUGUGCGCUCAACUUUUUCUUUUCAAGCAUUUCCACCCUUGUAAAACUCCACCAUAACACCAAACGCCUGCAGGAUGAAAUAGAAAAACUUGAGGAUCGAAAGAAUGGGAUCGAAGAUGAUGUAAGAUUAGCUGAAACAGAAGGGAAAUGUCCAACUGCACAAGUCAAAGGAUGGCUUAGAAAUGUUGAGGAGAUCGAACGAGAAGUACAGCCAAUGUUAGAACAGGCUGAUGGGAUCGCUGUACAAGGAUGCAGUCCAUGCUGCAACAUUCUUACCCGGUACCGGCUCAGCAGACGUAUGGCAAAGAAGCUUCUUGUGGUGAAGAAGCUGAUUGAUUCUUGCAAUUUUGAUACUAUUGUUACUGUCAAGAAGUCUCCUGUAAGAGCUGUUGAGGAACAAGGACCAUCUCUUGCCGGUCAGAGAGAAGCAGAAGAGAUGAUAGACAAACUAAUGGAAUUGUUGAAGCGGGAUGAAAACAAAAGGAUAGCUGUGUGGGAGACUACAUUGGUCAGAAACCUGAACAACAAGCUUGAGUCGUCCUCUUUGAUGGAAGCACUAGAUAUUGUCAUCUGGGUCACAGUGUCAAAGGACUUGGAUUUGAACAAGGUUCAAUCUCAAAUAGCCAAGAGAUUGAACUUAGAAUUGGAUGCCAACGAUUCCUUGGAAGAAAGGGCUAAGAUGCUGCUUAAAAGAUUGAUGAAGAAAAGGUUCCUCCUGAUUCUGAAUGAUGUUUGGGAGCAAAUUGAUUUGGACAGUGUGGGGGUCCCCGAAAGCUAUGAUCAAGCCAACUGUAAGAUUCUCCUGACAACUCGAUCCCUCGAUGUCUGCAGGGCAAUAAUGACCGAUGAACAGAUCAAGCUGGACGUUCUAAACGAAGAAGCAGCUUGGAAUUUGUUUGCUCAGAAUGCGGGAGAUGCGGUAGAAGUACCAGGCAUUAAUCCACUAGCAAGGGCAGUUGCAAGGGAAUGCAGUGGCUUGCCAUUAGCACUCAAGACAGUUGGGAAAUCAAUGAGGAACAAAAGGAAAAUUGAGUUGUGGAAACAUGCACUUCACCAUUUGCAGUGUUCAGCUCCUCACAUCAAAAGCAUCGAGGACGAAGUCUAUCUUCCUUUAAAGUUGAGUUACAACUCAUUGCCAAGUAAGAUUCUGCAGUCAUGCUUUCUGUUUUGUUCUUUAUAUCCGGAAAACUAUUCGAUCCGAACAAACGAAUUGAUUCAAUGCUGGAUAGCUGAUGGAUUAAUCAAUGAACACCAGUCUCUAGAAGAAUGUUUCAAUGAUGGGAUAGCUUUGAUUGAAACUCUGAUGGACUAUUGCUUAUUAGAACAAGGUGAAGCGGCUGGAACUGUGAAAUUGCAUGAUUUGGUCAGGGAUGUAGCCAUAUGGAUAUCAAAGAAAAGUGGAUUUUCAUGUGAAUCCAGCACUACCUCAGAUGAAAUAAAACAAGUGUCAGAGGAAUCUCGGACAAGGAUUUCAUUUAUGAACAUCACUAAAUUACCCAAACAAUUAUCUGGUUUCUCUGAGCUAACUGUGCUAUUCCUUCUAGGUAAUCCUAUUAACAAAAUCCAUGAUAAUCUCUUUGGAGGACUUAGAAAGCUCAGAGUCCUAAAUUUGAGCCAAUCUCAUAUAGCUUCUUUGCCACCUUCUCUUAGUCAGCUACAGAAGCUUCGUGCUCUUCUACUAAGAGACUGUUGUUAUCUAGAGAAGCUACCCCCACUUGGAGCUCUUUAUAAACUCCAGGUGAUCGAUCUCUCUGGCACUAGACUUAGGGAACUACCAAACGGGAUGAGUAAGCUAAACAAGCUGAGAGAACUACAUUUGUCCCGAACACACCAUCUAGAAACCAUUGAAGCAGGUACAAUUUCAGGAUUGCAAAGCCUGGAGUUAUUGGACAUGUCUUUCGGUGCAUAUAACUGGGAUGCCAGAUGCCAUGUAGAAGAUGGGAGAGUUGCAUUCGAUGAAAUACUUACCCUGGAGCAGCUAUCAAUAGUUAAAAUAAGACUAGAAAAGGUUGAUUCUCUUCCACUGGAUGCUGCUUGGUUGAGGAGACUGAAAGAGUUUAACAUACAAAUUAGCCCAGCCAGUUGUGAUUCAAACCAUCUGCCAACUCAACAUGAUGAAAAGAGAGUCAUUCUCAGAGGAGUCGACCUUAUGGGAAGAGGGCUCAAUGGGCUGUUGUGCACUGCAAGUGCCUUGGACCUGGUUAUAUGUGGAGGCAUGAGUGCCUUAUCCGAACUGGCUGUCAACAAUAGCUUGUCCGGCCUGAAAAGCUUGAAGUCACUCACUAUAUCAAAGUGUGAUUGCAUUACUAGUCUGAUAAGUGGAGAGAACAUUUUGGGAAGCAUCUUACCGAACUUGGGGCAUUUAAGCCUCUCUCGCUUAGAAAAUUUAUCAGCAAUUUUGGGUGGCAUGGUCCCUAGAAGAGGAUGCCUCAGAUGGCUAAAAACCAUAGAAGUGGUGGACUGUAAAAAACUGAAGACCCUCAUAUCCUUUGCUUUACUUCAACAGGUUAAAAACCUUGAAAAGAUCAAGGUAAGAAACUGCAGAAAAAUGAAAUGUAUCAUUUCAGGAGAAGUUUCUAUAGACAUGAUCCCAAAACUAAGAGUCAUAGAAUUGAGAGCUUUGACCAUGUUAAAGACAGUUUGUUCAAGUGUGCCUGCAUGGCCCGCUUUGGAGAUGAUUGAAGUGAGAAACUGUCCCAUGCUGACAAAGCUUCCUUUUGCAACAAGCAAUGCAGCAACUCUUAGAGAAAUAAGAGGGGAGUUACAGUGGUGGAAUAGUCUUACGUGGAAUGAUCAUCAUGAUGAUGAGAUAAAAUUCAGCCUUCAGCAACGAUUCCAACCAUGCACAGCCUCUCCAAUGCUGAGAAUGGAAGACAGAUGGGUAAGAACAAUUCCCCUUCCAGUCCAUGCCUUUUGCUUUACAUUUGGUUUCUCGAGUAUUUCUUACUCUUCUUCUCUGGUUAAUUUUCCUUGUUCAUAGGCCUAGUAGCCGGGAAAGGCCAUGGUUGAGAAAUGGUCUUCAACAA